This is a messenger RNA of Cantharellus anzutake, 438 nucleotides long. RefSeq lists its product as uncharacterized. The record is from RefSeq and is a predicted model, not a curated record. The annotation marks the transcript as partial. NCBI's taxonomy places the organism in Eukaryota, Fungi, Basidiomycota, Agaricomycetes, Cantharellales, Hydnaceae. The transcript has a single exon.
CCGGACUAAUGGAUCGGAGAACGGAAAACAGGAUGUCAGACUCAAUCACAGCUCGCUUAUCAAUGAGGCAAAUUGUGCAUGUGGCUGAUGGCUCGAGUAGUAGCCGUGCCUGCACCCACCCCCCCCGGGCUAGAUCGUUACCAAGGAGUACAUGUCAGAGGUGUGGAGCCGGUGGCUAUAUGCCAUUCACUUGUGCCCCAGCCCAACGUGCAAAGUCAGCAGCUGUAGGGUAACACAUUUUAUACACAAAAUGGGUUGCUGUGGUGCUCCAAACUGACGCAUGUUGAUCUCCCCCUAGCUAGCGACUCCGAAGAAUAGCCCGAGGACCGCCACUUUCCGUACAACCACUAGAGUGGAUCGAACCGGCAACCAUUUCAUGGCUGGCACCCAGCUGGGGCACUGUCAGUAUUAGCACAAAUGUACGAGGCGCAUGCAAAG